AUGGAGAGUCAAACUAUAUUUGCUUACGCCUUCGUUAAAGGGAAGUUUCUAUGUACCUGCACGCGUGCGGGCCAAAACGUCCGUGAAACGACUCGGGAAGUCGACUGCGACAAAUCACCUAAACGAUUUAUUCGUAUGCAUGUAUGCAUACAUAUUAUAUUAUACUAUAGGGUGUUUCUUAGCUAUGGAGGUUGAAAAUAAACUUUCGAUUUUUCUGCCCCGUCCCCUUAAAAGCGGUUAAUACGUGCAUAAAAUGUAGAUAUUAUGUGAACAUUUCCUAUACAAUCGAACAAAGUUAGUCAGGUACCGAAAUGGACUUGAACUUAGAAAGAAAAGAAAGUUCAUUAAAAAAAAAAAAAAAAAAAAUGAAAGUCUAAAUCGGCGAGGCAGAAGAAAACGGGAUGUUGCUUUUACCUCUAUAACUAAUAUGAACACCCUAAUAAUGUACGAGUAUACGAACACGUGAGUGUAAACACUUUACGGUUUAAAUACGUUUCGUCUGUAUUAAUUAAUUUGGUAUUGGUUUAGAUUUUUCCGAACCGCGCGAAUAUAAUUAAUUUAAUGAUUUUACUGGAAUUUGCGUCACCUACUCCCCACUUUAUCGAUUCAUAAAAAAUAUGCCAAGACUCUUGCUGCACGCCCAUUUUAUCAAGUGAAUUGUUUGCCCGGCGGCAGCGGAGAUAUUUUAUUCGAAAAAUAUUUUCGUAGUUUCCCGACGCUCUAAGUUUGCCCCAAAAAUUGAAUUGUGAAAUUUAUUCGAAACACAUCGCAAAUCAGCGAAUUACGCACGUCGUAAACGUAUAAUAUUAUUAUAUUAUUUGUCAACACAUUUAAUAUUAUAAUAUAUUAUUGUAGUGAUAACUCAAAAACAGGUUGACUCAAAAAUAACUAUUGGCUGAUCGUUAUGUGCGAGAAAUAAAUAAAAUUAUGUACACCGUUGAUUUUUGUCGGUCUAUACAUCCCAACCGUCUUGUUAUAUCUAACGAAUGUACGCGUUUGUAUACUUAACAAACGUAUUGUUUGAUAUUGACGACGGUCAGAAAUUAACUAGAUAGGUGCCUACUUCAAAAUGAGCGUCAUGCUAUUCGAUGAUAACUUUUGACGUUUAGUAUCGCAAUACAAGAUACUAAAUACUCACGUUUUAUAUAUUUAAAUACUGUACAGUUUAAAAUUUAUUAAAAUAUAUCCGUUCAACGAAUUUUAACCACUUUUUUACGGUAUGUUUCAGUGGCCGGACCACCGGAACCCGAAGGAGGCGCUGGUACUAGCCAAGACAAUAUGGCAUUGAUGGAACGUAACGAAGGCACUCACGAUGAUCAUAUUAGUGAGUAUUAUUGGAUUAAAUGAACACUGUAUUAAGUAUUAAGUCGAAAAAACCAAUAUGAUAUGAAAACCGAUCAAAGGUUUUUGUUCAAUAAAAAGACAGCUCGGCAUUUUAGCGAAAUAUAUGUUUUAAUUGUUAUUGAUCAAGAAACUUAUUAUCAUAUUUUGUGUGCAACAACGAGCAAAUCCGAUUGGAAAUCUGUAUGAAAGUUACAACGUAAUCUUAAAUGAAAUUCUAGAUAAUUCUGAUAAAAAAAGGCAACCGCACCUGUUUUAUCAAAAUCGAAUGUAGCUACAUUUAUUUUUUGUUUCCCGUAACAGUUUAAAAUAUUGUUAAUAGGUAUUUUUAUCAAAAAACAAAUGAUAAUAAUUCAAUAAUAAAUAUAAUUACAGAUAAACAUUGUUUAUGGGUGAAUUCAAUGAUUUAUUUGAGGUACCUACGCAGUUUACAUUUUUUUUUUUAAUGUCAAAUUUUAUUAAACUACAGUUUGUGUUGUGAAGGUUAAUUUUGUUUUUUCGGAAACAAGACUUGUUAAAUUCGUUUGGUGUACUAACAAUAUUCCGAAAAAAACUUUAUAAUAUUAAUAGACGAUAAUUAUUGAUACUUUGCGUAUUACUGAACGACGAUAAUAGUUUUCCAAUUUACACUUACCAAUGUUUAAAUUCAAAAUAAGAUUGACACUCAUAUUAAAAAGGAAAAAAUAACAUAAUUUUUUUUUAGUCUUUUAAAUAUGGAUAGCAAUACACGAGAAUGUAUUAAAAUAUUAAUACCGAGUGAAAAAAAAAACGAAUGCUACCUAGCUAUGACACAAUCCAAUCACUAAAAACGGUAAGGAAAACUGUCACUGCGGUAAUUGACAUUUUUUUAUUGGUGUAUGACAAUUAGACAAUACUUUAUAUAUUAUUCAAUGAAUUAUAAAUGAUUUGUUUCUUACAAAAAAAAAAAAAAGGAAAACUCGUAAAAAUAAUCACCGUAUUUAAAGUAUACAAUGAAGUCGAGUCUCAGUUUUUUAACCGAUACGUUUUCAACUAUCGGACGUUCGAAUCUAUUGAAAUAUCUACUAUAAACAAAAGUGAAGGUAGGUAUAGGUAUGCGUAAAAUUCAAUAAAGACCGGGGCUGGCCUCACAAUAUGAAUUAAUUUUGAUCCUUUUUUUAUUCUCGUACAAAUCGAAUUAUUUUGAAUAAAUAAUUAAAUUUUUAAUUAAAAUAAAUAAAAUCGCUUAACGAGAAAUACGGUUUUUUGUUUAGCUUUCAUUAGGGCUUUCAUUUGAAAAAGACGGGCAUACAUUGCACGUGGAAGGACCACUGUAGUAGGUUUUGAGAAGGUAGAGGGGAAAUUAAAUGUAUAUCUAUACGGAACUAUUAACUAUUGCUAACGAAAACUCGAUUCUGAGCAGAGUUCGGUUAAUAAUGUUGCUUUUUCAACAAUAUAUAUGUCAUAUUAUGGUAAAAUAAUUACAUAUGCAUUAUAUUAUAUUCUCUUUAAUAAUAUUUGUUUAAUAUUGUACCUACUUUCCCGUUUUUCCUAUUUGGUUUUUCACAUAUAUUGGUAAAACUCCUGGGAAAUCAAAAAAUGAUCUUCCUAAAGUACCACUCCAGUCAGAUUAACUUUCAGAAAUGUACUAUCGUUGUAAAUCGGAACAAAAUUGCAGGCAAAAAAGUUGUCUAUGGAAAAAAAAAAGAAUUAAACAUUAUUGUAAAACCAAUACAUUCCUAGCUCCACUUAGAAUCUAAAAAAAAAUUUGACGAAAACGUAUUUGAAGAAUAUAAUAUUAAUACUCGGGUAAAUGUUUGAAUAUGGGGUUUAUAUUUAUGGUUUCAUAAAUAUAAUUUCGAGUAGAUAAUGUGUAUAGGUAAGUACGGUGUACAUCGUUCCACCGUUUUGAAAUAUUAUUAUAAUAAUAGUUAAAAACGUUUAUGACUACUAGUGUGCACUAUUUACCUACUAUAUAUCACUUGCCAUCAUUAGUACGGUAGACAAUGCAAAUAAUUCGAUACUAUGAUGGAAUGAGUACGAAAAAAACAACACCUUCGAUUUGAUAGGGUUACGGUAAAGACAUAUAAUAUAUGAUAAGUAUUUUAUUAUAAACCCGUACAACAAUAUGAUACCAGUCUGUUAUCAGUAAUCUGAAAAAACGGCUUUAAAGGGACGAAAUUCGUUGAUUUCAUUCACUUUGCAGGAAUAUAUCGGAGACGAAUCUAUGUUGGGUAGUAUUAACAUUUCGUUCAUUUUUUGUGGGAAGAAAUAUGUACGUUUUCAUUAAUUUUGCGUCGUCAUACUAAUCAAACCCAAAUUAUUGUAUUAUUAAUAAGUAUAUACAUUUGCAACAGUGUUUCCUAUAAAGGACACUUGCAGGUAAAGUGUUUAUGGAAUCGAUAAUACAUUAAAAUUGAAUUCAUAAUAUGUAUAUAUGCAAUUGAAUUAUUUUUAUUUAAGGAACGAAAAAUGUCUCUUUAUUAAAAACGAUAAAAUAAACUAGUUCUUUCUUCAGUCCUAGAACGAAUCUCGAUUUAGUUCCAUUUUAAUAAGACAAAAGUGAAGUCAACUAAUUCAUUUCUAAAAAGAACUUUCUAAACACAUAAUUUUACCAAAUUAACGAUAUAAUACUAUGUCACAUAUUAUAAUAUUAUUAUGGCCCACUACGUAUUUUAAUGCCAAGUAUGCUGCUCAUAGAGCGUGAAGUACCACUGACCCCCAAUAGUGUACACAGAGUGUAAACACAUAGAAAACGCUAAUAUACAAUGCAUUAUUUUAAUAAUGUUCUAUACAUUUUUGACGAUAACUAUUACUAUAAAUAUGGAAAUGCUCUUUAGUGUUGCUCAAACGCUAUGCGAAAUAUAUAAUGUAACUUUUAACGGUUAUUUCGUGAACCUCGAUCGGUCGGUGCACCGCGGGUAGGACUAGACAGGGCAACUAUGCCGAGGUCGGCGAUACGGUCACGGUACGACGGCAUUUCCCUGGUGGAAAAGUGCCCACGGUCGGUGUCACCUCGUGAAAUUAAUAUCCAAACGCGAGCAAAGAGAGCUUAGUUUUUAUAUACGAUAUUGACGUACUGUAUACUAUAUACCUACGUACAAUAAUGAUAAACCCAUUUGGUUUUCCUGAGCACUAGCGAAAUGAGUAGAACUGUUACUCGCCGAUUAAUUAGAGACUUUUAUAAAUAGGUAUAAAGCGCAGUUCUUUAUUAUUUCGAAUUUAACCGAAAAUGAAUCUGAAUGGAUAGCGUAGUCUAUGAUGGUCGGAAUUUCACGGGCGGUCAGUAUUUAAACGGGUGUGCGUCCGCGAUACUAGUGAUUUCCGUGCGGAUUUACCGAAAAUACUUCCCAGGAUAACGCGCAGGGUAGACGGUCGGGGCUAUCGACGUUCGUUUGUAUUAUUAUAGAAUUAUAAUUUACACACAACUUGUAACUCGUCUUUCAAUCAUUUGAAUGGUUUGCUGCAUUGCACCGCGUUUCCAUUGCUUAACUCAAUUUCUUCAACGCCUUGUUAAGUUUUAACUACUUACCUAUCUUUAUUCGUGUCUAUCAUGAUUUAGAUUUAUUUCGUGUACACCGUUCUUGAUCUUCCUCUUUCGAUAUGACCUUUUACGUCACCCUCUAUGACGCAUUUCAUCGAGCUAUCACGAUGCAAUUGAUGUUCUAUCAUUUUUCUUUUUUUCUGACUUAUAUAUUAUGCCAAAGUUAUCGUUUUUCUUUUAUUUCGUUCAAUACUUUUUCGUUUGUUAUUUCUUUCUAUCCAUUUAAUCUUGCAUUUGUUGAUAACACUGCAUUUCAAAAGCAUCAAGUUUUCUUCUAUCUAUAUAACAUAUAUUCGUUCGCAUGACAAUUUAGAUAGAUAUGAUCUCAGGUUUUUCAUACGCACAUCCCUUUCGGUAUUAUUUCUCCACAUCGCCGAUUAUCGUAGUUUCCCAUCGAUUUUUAUUAGCUAACAUAAACAUUGCCGAUGGUAGUGGAGAAUUACCGCUUAAGCCAGGUGUGAAAAAGAGGCACAUACUGAACGAAAAUAAGAUACACUGUAUUUUUAACUAUCUAUUUUUUAUAAUCCCUUAUAGGAAGAGGGUUUAGAGGGGAACAUUAUUCCUUCUCCCCAAACUUGUAAAUUCAGUCUGCAGAAUAGGCAAUUCAACGAAAGCUAAUACAAUAGCAACGAUAAUUUGAAAUUCGACAAAACUAUUAAUUCUUUUAUUUCAUUUUUUUUUUUAUUUUUUAUUAAGGUGAAUAUCGUUAAUCUUUGUAUUAUUGUAAAAUUUGGUAUAUUUAUUAUCAUUUAACAAAUUUUUUUGACAACUUUUAAUCACGCCCUUCGGUUCAAGUCGUACCAAAUAAAAACAAAAUAUGUAUCGCAAAUAAAUUAUGGCUUUAACCUCCCCCUUCCCCUUCAAGUUUUGUUAGUUUUUAAAAUCGUAUAAUAUGAAUUAUAAAUUUAUUUAUAAAGUAAUUUGGUUGAUUUUUAUAUACAUAAUAUAUCAUAGGGUUGCUCGGAUUUCAUAAUUGCUCGUAUAAAUAUACGAGUUUAAAAAGUUGUAUAAAAUAAUAAAAUGUGAAAAAAAAACUAUAAUGAGGUCAAAAAUAUCAUUCGAACCCUAAAUAUCGUACUUACAAAAAUAUCCGUUAUCGCUCCUAAAUAUCAUAAUGUGGGGCCUUAAAAAUUUAAAAAUUAAUUAGCGACUAAAUAUACCUACUACUAUCUAUAACAUAUCCGAGUGUUCCUGGAUUAUUUCGUAAAAAUAAAAACAUCACAACAUUAUAUAGAUUAUUGUCUGUGAGUUCACACCACGUAACAAAGACCUCCCGAAAAAUAUCGCAUAUUCAAAUAGUUUUCGAAAAAAGAAAAUGAAAAUUGGCGAGGGGAAAGUAUAGUACAAUAUUAUUUAACGAAUUUUUCGGAUCGAAACUUGCUGAAACGAAUAUUUACAAUAUUAUUCUGCUCUGUGAAGAGCAUAAAAUCAACAGAAAACCCUAUGUCAUUUAAAUGUCAUAAAAAUACCCCGACUAUUAUAACGUUUUUUUUUAUAUAUAUAUAUAAAGGAGUAUUGUUUAUGUUCCUGAUGUAUUGCUGUUUUUAUUCAUAUUGAAAAUUCGGGAUGUACAAAUGCAAUAAUAUAUUAUUAUAAAUUCAAACGGUCAGUGUUUCACUGUUUACCCGUAUGGUUUUUUUUUGUUUUUGUUUUUUUUAAAUAUUGCGUAGAGAUUUUUUUUUUAUUGCAAUAGUAAUAUUAUUGUUCGUUUCUAUUAUUUGAUUGUCGAACCACGAAAAAAAAAUACCAUGCCACAUAGAAUAUUAUAGUGUAAUCAUCACAGAUAGUAUACAACAGCAUAUAAAAUUAUGGUGUCCACCGCCAUUCGUCAUUUGGGCAAUGAUAACAAAUCCUUAUAAUUUGUAUACUGACCUAAUCACAGAUAAAUAUAACAACCAUGCACGAGUACUAAGAUAAGAUAAUAUAGAUAGGGCGGGGUUUUUUUGUUAAACCUCCCCUCCCCUAUUUUUUUUGUUUAGCUAUAAGUCAGGCUAAGAAGGUUAUAGAACCCUAAACUUCCAUAGAACAUCCAAAACCCAUCCUUACUGAAUAAUCCUAGCUACGCUACUGUUAGCACCAAACGUACUAUUACAAUAUUUUGGAUAUUUAAAAAAAAAAUAUUAAUUUAUAUAUAAAAUACUUGUAUGUUAAAUAUGUAAUACUUUUAGUGACAGUCAGUACCUUUUACUUACUUUUUUUUCGCAUAUGAAUAUAAUUCUAUUUUUUGUGGCAAGCGUAAAGAGCGACUACUUGUCAUAAUUUAAACUGGCAAAGUUACUAAAAUAAAAAAAGAAAAACAUGAAUUUCGAUAGUAUUAAUCGUUAAUAUUUCAUUAACCGUAUGUUGUUGUAUGUUAUCAUUCGACCGAUUAGUAAACAUUGAUAAAAACACAGUCCAGUCUAUUUGGUUAUUAUAUAUAUGUUUAUGGUAGACCGGUAAUGGUGUUAAUUAGUUUCGAAUGGUAAUAUAUACUCCUACGAGUAGCUCUAGAUAACAUUAUAUCAACACUGGCUUUUUAAAAAAAUUAAUAGCAUUAUCAAUAAAGGUCUCCCGUAUAACUUUAAAAAUGUAAUCGCUUAAUUGCGACUUGUUUUUUUAACAAAACUCGAUUACUAUAAUAAUACCUUACAUUUUUUACAGGACAUGGAGGGUUGACAAUCGUCCGUCGCAGCAGCCAGAAAAGGAGCUCGUACUUCGAUGAAUACACUAUGGCCUUGUCAAGAGAAGCGGAAUCGAUGUUGGGCGAUGUGGAUCUUAGCAUUGAAGGAUUGCCAUCGAUAGAUACAACCGAAGCUAUCGAUAAGGCUGCUCUUAGGUAAUUCAUAUACGUCAUAUUGUUGUUCUUAACGAAAAAAUAUUAUGUACGUAAAGGCAAAACAUUUAGCAAUCUCGGUUUACAUUUGUUAUCCUACCAGAAAUUCGUCCGAAAAACGCAUCUCAGUAAAACGAACAAUUUGGUAGAAAUCACAAUUCGAUAUUAAUAAGAUCUUUAUAAGUAUUCACGAUAAGUUUUUUUUAUCUAUCACGAAUCCUAUUACCAUGUAUAUGAUAGCGUUUUUGUUGUUUGGAUUUGAUUUUGGGUUAUAUAUUUUUUUCGAAAACCUCAGAUAAUCAUUUAAUAUCGUAGAUUAUUUAGAAUAUUUUAAAAAUGUUACCCAUAUCUCUUUUGGCGUUCAAGCCGUGAACAAAAACGUCAAAUAUUUUGAUUUUCAAAAAGCAUCACGUAUUUUUCAACGUGCAUAUAAAUUUCGCAUUCCUGUUAAGGUAUAAUUUUUUGAAAACAUAAUUCGACGGAGCCUGUACCUAUACGAAAUAAGGCUAUAAUUUUUAAAAUUUUACAAAUUAAUAUUUUAAGCUUCUAUAGCAUAAUAGAAAAAAAAUCAAAUUUACUCGUUUGCCACGAUACGAUGCUGCCUACGAAAGCAGACAAAAUCUAAGGAUUUGUUUACCUAAGCAUGAAACGUAGCCGGAUCACCGUAUCAAUCCAAUUAUUAGACAAAUACAAGGACGUUAUGUCUGAAGCAUCUGAAAUCAUACAACUUAGUUUAAGAAUUUAGAUUAAGGGCCAGGAGCUACUUCAUUGGAAGUGUGACUUCAUUACAUGUAAAAUAUAUAUAAAUAUCUAUUACAUAAAAAACUGAUAAUUAUAUUUUAAAUAAUAUAAAAUACUAGAUCUUUGAAAAAAAUAUACAGCGAUUUCUACACCGCAGACACAAAACGUUUCAAUUAAAUUCGAGACCGACACAGCCACGGCGGAGUGUACUUGAAGCAAUUAACAUCAUUAUAAAAAUUCGGUUUAAGUAACGCGAUAUUAUAAUAAUAACAAUAUUCGCUUCAAUACAGUUCUACGGUAUCGUAAAACGAAUUUUCAAUUUUGGCUAUCGGAUUGCCCGACCAAUCGGCGAGCCUGACUGAUUAAACAUUUUAUUAUUAUAAUUGAAUUUUCGUUCAAAAUCACGUCAUUAUUAUAUUUUGUAAAACCGCAAAACGUUUUAUUGUUUCUGCUAUAUGGCAAAGCAAACUCACAACACUUACCGCUAUACCUAAAAAAUCCGUCUCGAGUACACACAAUCCUAUUCGAAUUCUACACGCUUCGACAUUUGUGCUUUUCUAUACGCGAUGAAUUAUGAUAAUAAAAUAUUUCCCAGUCGCGUGGUUUCGGUUAAAUAAUGCAAGGUGAUUUUUUUUUUUCCAUAUUAUCAUUCCGUUACUUUUCGUAGAAUUCUAAGUAAAUUUGAUUUCGAUUUUUUUGAUCAUCUAUCGAAAAGUUUAAACUCUAUUUUACCAUUUUGUUCAAAAUGUUUAACCCUAUUCCCUUCACCAUAAGUUAAUAUAAACAUUUUAUUCUCACUCAUCCACUGCCUUUCAUCAUAGAUUCGAAACGAAAAAUUUAUGUUUUAAACAUUUUUAUGUGAAAUUUAAAAGUGAGACCGGGGAAGUAGGAAGGAAUAGAAAACAAUACAUUUCAUAUUAAUUUCUAGAUAAUAUAACUCUACUACUCUAUCUUAAAUUUUAUAUUGAUAUUUAAAAUUCUCUAACACUACGUAUAUCCGAAAUAAUACACAAAGUGUACUACACAAUAGUAUUUUAUGAUAUUAUUAAGUGCAAUAUUAAAGAAAAAUAUUGUAUCAUUUUUAUUGCCCAAAUAAUAUUUUCAAUCCUGACCUAAGCGAUAAAUGUAUUGCUUUUACUAUGUGUUUUUUUUUUUUAUAUUUUUAAACAACUUUUCUGACAGAAAUCUAUCUCUAAUCAAUAACUUUAUAGGGACUUUUUUUAUUACCUAGUUGGUACACCACUGAAGAGAUCAUUUUUUAUUUUCCUUGUAGUUUUCUUUAUAAAUGGGAAGACCGGAAUUUUUUCAUACUUAUAUUUUUUGUUGAUUUGUAGGUUACUUCAACAAUAAUGAAAACAUACGAAUAAUAAUACAUUUUUCAGAAUCGUUUUUCAUUAUCAAAUAUAGAUUAAAUUAUUCUGUAAUUUCUCUAUAUUACUCUCCUUUCUAAAUUCUCUUCUAAAACAAUGGCUUGACCAUCAGACAGUAGGUAUCAGUAUUUUUUUUUCGACUUAUCCGGUAGGUACCUAUAUAUAUAUACACGUAUAUUAUUGUGCCACUAUAUUGUAUUAUAACCACCACCAUUAACGUGAUUUCCCGCGUUAUAACGAGAAAAGGUCUUUUCGCAUUAUCCCCUAACCGACGGCCGUGCACAAAGAACUAUCAAAACUAUAUAAUAAUAAUAAUAUAAACUAAAACCAUUAACUCCUUAUAUAUUAUUGUAUACAGGGUACGCGUGGAUAAAAUUAUUUAACCUCUACUUAAAAUUAAAAUGACCGCCGUGGUAUACGCAAAAGUGGAGGAAUACUAUUAAGUACUCUCCCAUAAUAAUAUUAUAAAGUCGGCUGGUAUUAUUAAUCUCUGGUCAGCGAUAAACAUUAGAUGUCGUACGUGGUUAACAUAUUAUUAUUAUUAUUAUUAUUUUUUUUUUUUUUUUUUUUGUACGUUAGUGCUAUAUAAACCAAAAGGUAGGACAUGCAUAAUAAUGAAGUUCUCAUAAUUUUACGUAUGAUAAUAGUUCAAAACGAAAAACGAUUCUGAAUAUAGUAUAUUAAUCGAGUUCUUCCCUCCCGGUUGCUAAGGUACCGACACAGAAAUCCACAAGAGUCCAAAUAAAAGAAUUUAGGCCAGUAUAUAUUUAACAAAUUCGAUAAGUUAUUUCGAAUAAAAUAUCACCGGUUGAAAAUUUCGCAUAUUUUAAAAUAUUACGUAUAUAAAUCUGACGAUUUUUACUAACCCGGUACAUUUUUAAAAAAAAAUAUUAAGAGCAAUUUUUUUAAAAAUUUUUGGAAUUUCGAAAUAAUUUUCAAUUUUAGUACCAUCAGACAAAAAAUCUAUAUAUUUUAAAAUAUAACAUUAAAAAAAAAAACCAUGUUACUAACCUUUGAAGUGAAUUCCGAAAAGAAAAAACACUUCUUUAUAAAACUUAAGCUUGUGCGUUAUAAUCAAAAUAUAAAAUACGAUUAUUUAUACACCAAUAAAAUUGAUGUAAAAACCGUAAUAUUUUAACAGUAUGAUGAAAAUAUCAUUUUAAUUAUAAAUAAUAUUUUGUCACGAUGAAGAUAGGUAACCAUAUUUCAACGAUUAUCUCACUAAUUUUAAUACCAUGAACGACGACUUAUAAUGAAUUUAAACACUGCAUUUAAUAAUUCGGUUUAUACUAAAAUUCUCUCUUCCCAACUCUUUUCAAAGCUAAGCACAUGAAUAGAUAAUAACAUUAAUUAAUUCAUGUUAGUUGUGAAAUGGUUAUAUGUUUAUAUGGUUUAUUAAUUUAGGUUAAAAGGUUUUUAAACUUCAUAAUUUAUAUUUGCAUGGCGAAAAAUAUUAAACCAAGAGUAGGUAUUUUGUUUUGAAAUAAAGAGAUGACCUAAGUUAAAAAAAAAAUAACAAGAAUAGUUCCUAUUUCUGAGUAUAUCAAAUUAUACACUAUUCAAAACUAGGAACUCCACUUGAAUUAUUGAGUAAAGGAAGUAUAGUCAUAUGUAUGACUGUGUCUAUUCAAACAGACUGAAAAUUUAACAUAACAUGUGUCAAAAUUAAAAUUAAAAAAUAGUAAUUUACUUAACAUUGUAUCAUUCACGUUAUUUUUUUUAAAGUAUGAGUAAAAAAAAAUUAAAUUAAAUUAAUAAAGCAAUUAAAUGUUAAAAUCUAAAUUAAAAUUAACUUUUUAACUAUUUAGUUCAAUGUCCAUUUUUUUAUUUAUUUUACACUAUGUUUAAUUCGUUUGUAUUAUUGUUUUAGAUUGCGUUGCGUGUUGCUUCAUUUGAGAAAAGGACAAAUAUCUGCUGAGAUUUUACACAGGAAUUUGUUUUUCGCCGCUAAAGUACUGGAAACUGCUUUUGUUGAUGAGGACCCAUGGUAAGAAAUACAUUAAUUUAUAUUAACUAACGGUAAUAAGGAAAUAACAGGUUUUAGUCAAAAAAUAUAUAGGUAUUAAAAGCAUAUAGAUGAUCUUGUAAGAAAAUCGUUGAUUUCGAGUCUUACGUGUCGACGAAAAAAAUACCCGUUUCCUCCAAAUAUAUCUAUGUUAUACAUAUGGGAAAACAUUGAUUUUUGUAAUUUGAUACUGUAGCGAUGACCCAAGGAAAAGAUCAUAUUUUCCGUAAAAAAAUCUACCUAAUCCUAUGAUAUUUUAUUUACCUGGGAAUCAAUAGAACAUGCAAUUUUAUUGUUGUUGCUAAUGAAAUUAUAUAAAUUUAUUUUUCCUAAUUUUGAUUCAAAUAAUUUGUUUUAUUUAACGAUAAAUUUGAUUCUUGAGCUGUAAUAAAGUGUAUACAUUACUCUAUUUUAAAUAAUAAUAAAAAAUUCUUAAAUAUAUCUUAUAAAAAAAAAAAAGUUCUUAAUAAAAUAAAAAUAGGAUUUAAUUUUUUUCCAGUAUGAUGUCUCCGGUACGCUUAAACUUCACAGUAUUUCAGAUAAUCGCUCGUUUCAUCCAUUCGUCACUAUAACGAGUUGAGCCGAUUUUAGUUUGACAAAGUGACUUUAUCGCAUUUAUUCCGUAAAUUAUGGCGCUUCUAAAUCCGAAUAUUUCGUCGCGUAUAGUGUUUCCAAGCAAAACGCAAAGUUUGCCCGCGUAUUAUAUUUGCAUAAUUUCAGUCGGUAGGAAUAUCACGACAAGCUUUGCUACGGUUUAAAACCCGACGUUUUAGGAUAUUUUGGCAAAUUCAGUUACAUAUGAGUACUCGACUAUUCGGAUAGCUAAAAAAUAUGAAUUCUCUGUGAUCAUUGCAUCGUCCGUGAUAAAUCGCACGGAACAAUUUCAGUUUAAUUUAUACAAAUAGUCAUGUUUUUUUUUUAUAUUAUUAGCAUUAUAAUUAAUAUUUUAUCACGUCAUAAAUUUAACAUUGAAUAAACUUCAUUUAUCAUAAUAUCGAAAUAACACAAUGCUUAUUAUAAUUAUUGAAAUAAUCGUAUGUUACGAUUUGCACAAAUUCGUCUAUAGUAAUAACUGGUUACACAAUAAUGAAAUUAGUUCCGUUUCACCGGUCACAUCGUUAACAAGACUCGUUUAUAAAAGUCACUUUUCGUCGUCCCCUCCAUAAUUUUUAUAACCCUAAAAACUAUCCUUACUAAAUUGUUAGACAACCAGAGUCCAACAGAAUUUAAAAAUUUCGUUCAAAAAUAUAAUUUAACGUUAUAACCCUAAUUAUUUUAAUUUUUGUUAUAAAUACAUAGAACAAAAUGUAUUCAGAUAUUUUUGACCGUUUAGUUGAAGGGGGUUGGGGUAAAUUAUCUAUGGGGUGAGUUUUAACCGGCUUUUAUGUUCGUCGACACCGAUUACCAACUGGUUACCGGCUCACUAGACAUUAAUUAGUGACCGGCGGUGGCUCCUAAAGACAAAAAUAACAAUACGGAAAUAUUACUACGUACGUUAGUGUAGCAAUAUUGCAUAAGCGAAUCGCCGUUUCACAGUAUUUAAUAUAACAAUAGAAAAUCGACGUUCCAAAAUAAUACUAUCGUAUUUGAUACGCGUGCAGCCACAGACCUGCGGGACUUUUGCGGCCUUUCGGUGCACUGGUAGACCAGGGGUUUCCCAAACUUUUUUAUUAAAAAAAUUAAAAGGACUAAGCGGACCGCAAUUCUAAGUUUUUUUUUUUUAUUUAAUCAAUCGAGAAUCGUUAAGAAAAUAACCCGAAUGUUUAAGCCGAUAUGACCGACCUAUAUUUUAAUAUAUUUCAUUUUUCCAAUUGUUCUAGAAUUCGGAUGUUUUGAAAACUUUUUAUUUUUUCGAAUUUCACAUGGAAAUCAGAAACACUUCGUCAGAACUAGAUUUUAAGUUUACCGAUUAAGUUUUAGACCAUUCAAAGAUCUUUUAAAAGACCGGUUAAAAUUUGUUCGUAGGCCGUACUUUGGAUACACCCGACAUUCCUUCGUACGUUUCCCGUAGCCAAGUCUUUUUCGUAGAUUUUUAGGCAUAGUGUAAGCAUAUCAUGCAGUGUACUCAUAUAAAAUAUGUACGAGUCUAUUAACUUUAAACGCGAAACGGACGGAGUCCUUUAUACUCGACGAGUUAAUUAUUCCGGAUAAGAGAACGGUUUUUAUACCGCGUUUUAUCACCGUAAAUAAUCAUCGCGUUGUGCGGGUCACGUACCAUUUUACUUUUAUAAACGCAAUAAGUAAGCUCUUCUUUCUCGUUAAUAAGGUCGCGUACUUAACUUUAACUCAUAUAUUAUUCCGCCAUAAUAUAUAAUAGUAUAUAAAUACGCGUUUAACUCAAAAGGAAAAAAAAUUGUUUUCAAAAAAAUACAUAUUAUUAACAUGCGUUUCGGACCAUCGUUCAGAGUUUUCGUCGACAUAUAUUUGUAGAAGAUUAAAAUUAAAUUUCACCUACGAGUAUAUAAAAUAUUUUUCUACAUAAAAACCGUAUUCGAUUAAACGGUUUUACGUCUCCCUGUAGAAGGCGAUCAGAAUACUUGAUAGCCGGUGUAAAAUUCUGUCAAACAGUAUGAGGUAUUCUAAACAAGACUUUGACGAACUGUUCCAUCUCGUUAUCUAGCGAAAUCACAGCCAAGGGUACCGACUAAUAUUAAGUUCUUGGUACCGCUUCGUCAGUAAAUGGUUGUCGAGAUAUGUCCAACUUUUGAAAUGUAUGAAAAAUAGUCCGGGUGGUCUUUUGAGCCCCAGCGUUGAUCCAUUCUCGGCGCCGAACAGAAACCCGGAUUUCGGCCGCGGUCACGUACUAUGGUCGGCGCCUCACCUACUUACUUGACGGCGGCCAAACCGUAGGUAGACGGUAAGGCGAAUUAGGAAGAUGGAGAAGGGACCACGCUUUGAUGCGUUGUCACACAUCCGAGGCUUACUCUGAACCACUUUGCCUACUGAAUAGCCUAAAACUAAUAUAAGGUGCAUAGUUAUACCAUCGCUUUAUGUGCGGGUUGAAAUUUGGGUUCAUCUGUCCCAUCUCGGAUUUGUAUGGUGGCAGGUGACAGGAGAUACUAUGGUACAUGGUAUUUGUAGAUGAUAUGGCUUUGAUAGAAGACAAUUCGGAAUAAGUUAACAAUAAGCUUGAGGGGGUAUGGAGGGUAGUACUUGAAGAAAAGUGACUAAGGAUAAGCAAAAGUAAACCGGAGUGUGCGUUUAUUUAUAAACAGGACAAGAUAGAUAAAGACAACAAGUAGUGAGUCACCUUUUGUUUAAUAUUUAUUAUAUGUAACGAAAAAAUGUAUAUGUGACUUAAAGGUAAGUUCGUAAGUGAGGUAAGGUAUUAUCGCAUCUGCUACUAUUUAAAAUUCGCAUCCUACAGUUAAAUAUAUAAUACGACGUAGACAAAUGUUUAAAUAAUUAAAAACAUCUACGGUUUUCACGGGUGAAUUAAUUCUGCGGAAAAAUGUACAUGGAACAAAUGUAAAAACUAUACGAAGGUUUAUGCUCAAAACGCAGGUGGCAAUAUAGCCGUUAAUAAUAGUAUUAUAGUCUUUUCUUCGUAAAAAAAUACUAUUAAAAUUACUCACAAAUUAAAAAAAAAAAAUACUCUAUGUAUAGAAAAAUAGUAAAAAAUGUAAAAUUAAAGUUUCAAUUUUGUACAACUUUCGUUUAUUUAAGCUUUUGUACCACGCUACGUAGGCGUUUUUAAAGAUAUUCGUUAAGGCAACAAUAUAUUUUGAUUAUGAAAAUAUAAAAAUUAUAAAUAUAGAACGAUUGACGAUGACGUUUAUUUAUGAGAGAAACCUAUAAAACCAUUAAAGCAAAUUUCACGGAAAUGUCAUUUCUCGAGGUAAUAUUUUGAGUUACCCAAACUGACUGUUAAUCAACUAGAAAUUCAUUUAAUGUAAAAGUAUGUACUUAAAACGGUAAACAAAGUUUUCGGAAAAUGCAAAAUAAAAGUAUCGCUUUUAAAGUAUAAAAUCUGUCACGUGCAUUAAAUUAUAUGCUUAGUAAGCAUCAUCUUAGAUCACUGUCCGAAAAAAAAUGUAUUUUGCAUUGAAAUUCGGGUCUCCUUGGUCUAUCAUAUAUUUUAUUGUUUUAUUGUUAAGCACGUUUAAUAAGUAUCUACUAUAAAUGCGCGUGUGUAAUUUUUUUUGUUUUAUGUUCGCCAUCUACAGCAGCCCAGACGCCAAGCAGAAAGAUACGGGGAACGCGAAGCCGGGCGUAGGCCUAACACAGAAUGUUGUUGCCAUGCCCACCGUUACACCACCAAUCAGACAAAAACGUCUUCGCACGCCCAUCUGGGCAAGGUUGUUAAACAAAUUAAUUAGUUAUGCUUUUUCACCUAUAAAAUACCGUAUAUUUUUUGCAUUUGUAUGAUUAUGGCUUUUGAUAAAUUUUUCCCGCCGCAAACGUGCAUAUGGUAUAACACGUUUUUUUUAAUUUAUAAUCGGUGACCACCAUCUGUUGUAACAAAAAAAAAAAACAAAAAUAUAUUUAUUAAAAAUAGCUUUAUACACUAUACGUUGUGUGCGUAUGAUUUCUAUGCCAGACGUUAUUAUAUCGUCCAUAGAUCGAAAAUGAUGCCAAGAAAAAAAAAUAAUUAUAUCAAAAUUGGGAAUGUUAAAUUAUAUGGUUUAAUUCGAAUUGCUUCGAUUUUCAAACGUUUUUCGUAAAACAAAAUCAUAUCGUUUGAUAUAUUAUGGAAAACUGACCACUUCAAAACACAAGAUUCACUUUUAAAAACACAAACGAGGAAAUUUUGUUUCCCGUUUAUAAGUGAUCUGCUCAUGCACAGUAUUCUCCUGAUAGACGAAUUUUCUCAAUUACGAGAACGAAAUAUUUGUAUUAGUAUACUUUUGAACAUUAUACGUGUUUAAUAUAUAUUUAUUUUUAUUUUUAUUUUUAUUUUUAUUUUUUAAUAACUACCAUGUCGUGAUUGUAACUUUUUUCAUAUUUAUUAUUACAAAAGGGAAAUGUCAUGUUCAUUUAAUUUAAAUAAAACAUUAUGCAAUUAUUGCUAACUCUACAAGUACAAUAUUCACUGAAAUAUUGAUACAGGUACUACUAUUAUUGCCUAAUUAAAUUACUAAAGAUUCGUUCAUAACAUAAACGAAAAGAAUACAAAUUCUAUUAAUUGACUGAAAAAAAAAAUUGUAAUUUCAUUUUAAAAAGAUAAAAAUAAUGACUUACGAUGCACAUAGUAUGAUAUGCGAUAUCAUAUAAUUUAUGAUGUUUGCCUAGUAGCAAUGUAAAUAGGUAAUUUUAUUUAGUCUGAAAUUAUUUUUAUUGGACACCGGUUAAUUUAAAAUCAGCUAUUUUAAAGAGUUUACUUUUAAAUUCUAAAAUUUAAAUUUACAAUAAAACAAAAUAGUUAUAAAUUGGCACAAAACAAAUUAUACGAGUAUAUCUCUGAUUAAUAAAAUAUUGUCUAGAAUAUCUCUGAAAAUAAAAUAUAACAACUUUCAACAACGUCUGGCAAAUCAAUAGAAGUAUUUGCUUUGAAUAUUUUAUAUAUGUGAUUCCAAUUUCACAUUCAUCCGAAAUGUUUAUAGAGACUAAAUAGAGAGUAAUCGAUCACCAUAAUAUAAUAAUAUAUAGAUACAUAAGUAAUAAUACAUUCCAAUACUCAACAGUUUUAAAAUACUUUUUAGUUGAAUCUUGUUAUAAAGCUCAGCGUUAUCGACAAAAUAUCCAUAGGAUCCGAAUUUUAAUGGUGUUUCUUAUCAAUUCGUAAUUUUUCUGUCGUGUCGUGUGUAAAUUCAUGGCAAUGAUAAAAAAAAUCUAGCAUAUUAUAUUUGUAAUACAUAAGAUAAAAAAAAUGGCACAUUAAAAAACAUAAUCUAAACAUGUCGGUGUCUAUAAACCUACAGAUCCAGUAGAUAUAUCCAAUAGUAGAUCAUGUAGAAUUUGUAGAUCCAGUUGAAUUUUGUAAAGCGAGGUUAUUAUUAAACAUUUUUUUUUUUUUAUCUUUUUACAACACUACAUCUACACAGGUGUUUGAGGAUAUAAUUGUAAAUAAGCUGCUCGAGUGUAAAAUGAUGGCAACUAAUUGCAACAAGUGCUAAGUGAAACUGUAUUUGACGUGCAAAGUUUGUAUGCCAGAUGCACAAACGAAAACAUAUUAUAGUAUACUUGAAUAUUUGAUUUUUGAAAUAAAAUUAAUUUUUAAACCCUCAAGGAAACGCCGGUGCAAUUCCCAACGCAAUUUAUAACAUAUUCAAUGUUGAACAAAAACAUAUAAAAUAUAUAAACAUUAAACAUAAUAUUAUAUUCGGACAGUAUUACAUUAUAUUGGCUUUAUAUUCGGGUUUUUGAAAUAUCGUUAGCUAACUCCCGGCUUAAUAUCGGAAGUCGAAUUUUAGAAUAUGUUUAGAUUCUGAGCGGAUUAUGAAAUGUAUUAGUUUUAAUAUGAUGUGUUUUUUAAAUUCUGAACGGAAAAAGGAAUGUAAUGAUUUUACAGUGAUGAUUUUUUUUUUUUGUCUGUGAACAACUUUUCUAUCAGAAAUCUUGGUAUAAUUUUUUUCAGGAUAUCUAACUGGGCCGGUACUUUAAGCAAGUAAUUUUUUAAUUUUCCCAAAUAUUUACAUAAAGAGAUUUGCAUACAGUAGAUGAGAUUACUCUUCUACUAUACUCUUAUAUUUACCUAAACAGGAUAAAAUAUAAUUACUCCGUAUACAUACACAAAAAUAUAACAAUAAUUUAAACCACCAUAUAAGACAUAUAAAAUUAACAUAAUAUAAUAUGUAAUAAAUAUGUUAUUACUGUUAUUAUUUAUAGAUUAAUCAUCUUGACAAAUAUCAUCGUUUCGUUACCCGUAAUACAUUUUUUUAUUGAAUUAUUAAUUCAGGCAUAUUUUUAAAAUAAACUCUACAAAUUAUUAGUCUUUUGAAAUGUUAUUGGCAAUAUAUAUUAUAAAUAUAUUAUUUUAUAUAAAAAUAUAUUUUUUUUUUUUUUUUUUACUAUAUAGGAAAAUGGAUUAUGAUCAAUUUUCCAUGGAUCAGUAAAGUCUUAUAAAAAAAAAAAGUUAUACAUGUAUUAACACUAUUCGAAAACUUUUCUCGAGAGAAAGCUCUAUAGAAAAAUGAAAACAAAAACCAAGUGCGCGGUCGUAUAAAAUGUAUUUUUCAUAUCAUAAAAACGUUUACUUUACUUCUUAAACAUUAUAUACAAAAAUAAUAAUAAUAAAUGAAUAAAUAUUCGGUAGGUACCUGUAAAUAAUUUUACCGAAAAUUAACAAAAAACUCUUUAAAUAUAAAACUUUCGAAACAAUUUGGGCUGCGCUUUAAAAAAAAAUUUAAUUCAAAAAUCAAUAUCAGUAACUUUAAAGUCACAUAAAAAAGCUGUCGGUAACCGUUAAGCAAUAAUAUAGACAAUUUUUGGUUUUCAGUUUUUAAUUUGAAGUAGUUUCACGGAGAACAUUCUUCUAUCACAUCAUCACGACUUUUACAUUUGAUUAUCAUAAUAAAUUAAUAACUUAUUGUAAAAUAUAUAAAUUAUAAAUUGAACAUUUUAAAAUUAAAAAAAUUAAAAAAAACAUACAUACUUCGCACGAUGGGUGGGCCACUGUUAUAGUUGGAAAUGCAGGAUAUAGACCGGAAUUGAAUGUAUAUCUGUAUUCAACAAUUAAUGAUUAAUAACAAAAAUCGAUUCUGAGCAGAGUUUGGUUUUACGUGUUUCAAAAAGCCGUUAUAUUUACGAAAUUCAAAAUUAAAAUUUACUUUUCAAAUUCUUAUAAAAAAAAAGGAAUUUUACAUUAAACUCAAUUUUUCUUAUUGACUACAAAUAACAACUUAAAAAUGAACCUCCAGUUAAAUCUUCAUGGGUUUCUGUUUGGUAUAACAAUUGUAUCCACAAAAAUUACGAAGGAUAAUUUCUAUAAAUAUCUCAAAAAUGGAUACAUAUUUUCUGCGUUUAGAAAAGGCAAAUAAAACUUUUAUGUCUAAAUUUAGGUCUACUAAUAUUUUUUGCUAAAAAACAAAACUGAAAAUAAUAAAGGUAUUAUUUUCGUACAUUUUCCCGUUUUUCCAGUCAUUAAGAAAACUGUUAAGAAAAUAAAAAAAUUACCUCUAUAAAGUACCAACUGGGUGAAAUUUAUUUUCAGAAAUGAUACACUUGAUACAUUGGAGCAAGAUUUCAGAUAGAAAUUUCACACAUGGUGUAAAAAAAAAAUUGUAAAAACCAUCACGUUCCUCGCUUCGUUCAGGAUCUAAAAUUUUAAUUUUUCUGACACUAUAAUUUUUUUCACACGUUAAAUUAACAAAUACAAUAAGGGGUUAAAGAAUAUAAUUUAUAUUAAUAUAUUAAGAUAGAUUGCAUACUGUAGACAAAAAAUAAUACAAAUUAAUGAUGAAAUAAACAGAUGAAAAAUCAUACAUUUUAAACAAUAACCUUUUGAACGAUAUGUUUUACGUACGAUUAUUCUCUCAUUUACUAUUAAAUAAUCUAUUUUAUGAGACUUAAUCGACGACAACGCUUAAAAUCUUAAAAUAUACAUAUAUCUAAUAAGAAUAAAUUUGACAACCUUAUUUAAUUAUAUAUCGAAUAAACAAUAACUAAUCGUUGUAAUCAUUAUUAUAUUUAAAAAAACCAAUCGAUUUGACUUAUAGCUUUAUAAUAUAUCGGAUUUAUUUGAAAUUAUGAGUGCAGCGAGAAAUAAAUUGGUUUUUUCCCUGUUUAGAAUCAACUUUUUUUUCCAAAAAUCUUUAUCCAAUAAAAAAAAAAUUCAGGUGAACUUUUUUUUUUUUACUUUUUGUACCUGGUUGGUGCAAUGAGGAGGUCAAUUUUUAAUAAUCCUAAUAGUUUUCAUAGUAAUCUAUGAUAACCAAGAAAAAACGUGUAAAUAAAACGGAAAAUUAUACAGCAACAAAAGCUUCAUUGUUUGCUAGUUUUUUUGUUUUCUUUCGAAAUUCCUGCUCCAAAUAUCAAUUAAAUGAUUUUUUCCGAAAGAUGAUGUUGUACGGUUAGUGCAGAAGAAGAUUGUAGUUUUGAUUUUCCAUGAGGUUUUCCUAAUAUAGAUAUUUAUACCGAGUUUAUCGCAUUGUUAUUUCUAGAUUAUUACAAUAAAAUAUAUAUACACCUAAAUUCAAUCAUCAUUUGAACCGAGAGUAAUGCGCACUUAAAUAUUAUACGACAACAUGCAACUAUUAAUAUAGACACAUACUAUUAUAUAUAUUAGAUAUCGAUGGAAUAUUAUAUCGGCCAUUAAACGUUUUACGUUUAUAUGCUUAGUUACGAAUUUAUAGACGCAUCAUCGUUUAUAUAUGUUUAUUUAUUUAUUUAUUUAACGGGCCAGUAAUUUGAUCCAUUAAAUAUAAAAUUGAAUUUGAUUAAAUUUUUAAAAGGUGAGUUUUUAUGACAGUCCUUUUUUUUCUCCUUUUUGUACGUAACCAAAAUCAAUAAAUGAGAUACUAUUUAAAAGAUUCAGUUUCCCUCAUUUUAAGAAUUGUUAACUCAGAACUUUACCAUCUAUAUAAUUUGUUUAAAAUUUUAUGUUUGAUGUGAAAUUUUGUGUGUACAUUCUUGGUUGGUCAAUUGGUUGACCGCAAUACAAAUUUAGUUUCCCAUUUAGAAACGAUGUAGGUAAAGGAGAAAAUAUUUAAAAAAAAAUAUACGUAUGACAGACGACUGUGGCCAUACUUGUAUAUUGGAUCACGUAUAUACAAGACUAAAAAAUAUUAAUAGCUACACCGAGAAAAUAAAGAAAAAUCUAUAGAAAAAUAUUAUUUGAAAAACAAUAAACAGCCGAAUACUAUGAAAAAUACACUAAAAUUAUUUGCAUUACUUUGAAAAAGAAAAAUGAAAUUUGAGCAUGACAUUGGUAAGGUCGAGAAACCAAAGUUGAAUCCCCCAAAAGACACAUGUCCUUGAUACUAACGCCAUGUAAAAUUGCACGCUUCUGACUUCGUUGGAUGGAGAUCUGUAUAGGUGUGUUCAAAGCUAAAAAAAUCCAUUUUCAAUUUAACUUUUAUCAUUCCAAUCCUACUAUAAAACCACUCGAGUUACCAAAAUCAUAUUUAAUCCACAGGGAGGGUGUUCAAAAGUAGUGAAAAAAAUUAUACAAUAGACACAAUAAACAACAAUAGUCUCUAUUUACGAAAACCAUAUGAAAAAAAAAACCCGAAUACAGAAAACUCGUUUUAUACGAUAAGCACAUAUUAAAAUACGUGAUUUGUUGUAUUGUAAACAUUGUGUUAAAUUUUUCAACCGAAUAACAUUUUAAAAUAAAUUUAAAACUCAUUGCGAGAGGUUUUUUGCAAUAAUACCGAUAAAGAGAAAUGAUAACGUUAUAGAACUAUUAAGAAAUCGUAUAAAUAAAAAAACUUCUCGAAUUCUUUUGCUUUUACGAAUAACUAAAAAAAAAAAUAGGUAAGUAAGUAAAUAACUGGGACGUUGUAAAUUGCGUCCCAAUUUUAAUUUUUAUGUAAAUUGCGGCCUGAGUAUGUUUAAAAUAUAGUAUCCGAAUUACAUAGCACUUUAAAAUCGCUUAAUGUAGAGAAGUCUACUAUUUAUUUCUUUACUAUUAACUAAUAAAACCUUUUCAUUUUUAUGUGUUUUAAAUUCUUUGUUGUCAAGAAUGUUGUGUAAUUCCAAAAAAGUGUCUGGUGAUUUUGGUAGUAUUGAAGCUCGAGCAUUGUGUAAAUUUCGUUCAGUCAACUUUAUGUCUUGAGUAAUUAAUGAUUCGACAUUUUUUAGUUCAGAAUGAAUAAUUUUAGAUGGCUUAGUAAACAUAUCGUCAACGGCAUUCUUUUUAAAUUUUUGUUAAAUUUCUGUCGAUUUAUUAUUUGUUCCAAAAUAUUUUAAAAUGACUGUGAUAUUUAAAACUAUUUAUACGCACAUUAUUAUUAUUAAAAUUCAAAUAUCAUUUACACGUUUUAACUGUGCAACACCACCGUUGAAUAUCAUUUUGCAGCAAUUUGUGAAAACUAAAUUUGAAACCAUCAGCUACUUUCAACAUUUUUAUUAAAUGUUGAAAGUAGCUAACCUAACAUUUCGCUUUUCAUAACGUCCAUUUUUAUUAAAUUGAAAAAAAAUAUAAACUGUAGAGAAACGUAGAACCUCGUGCGAUCCGACUUUCACGAUUCAAUCAAAUGCACACUGGUUGCUAGUAAUAUUAUGUUAGUGAACAUAUUAUUAUCUACAUAUAUUAAUAUUAUUAAUCACAGAUUAAUACUUAUCUUUGAAUUGUAAAGCCGGCCGGCAAAAACCCGGGAUGUAUUUGACGUACGAUUCAAAUAAACCCGCAACGCGAUUUACGUAUGUAUUAAAAGUACACGGGCCGCAAUUUACAUAGUGUACGACUAUGACCUUUUUUUGGGGGACUCAAUUUACCGACUCCGAAGUAACCUACAACAAAACAACUGGCGGCAUUCGAAUUGCAUCCAAAAAUUAUAUUUUAUCCGAUUUGUGUCCGUAGUUUUCCCACGACGCUUCAGAAUUGCGUCAGUGGGUUCUUAAUGACGGAUACGAGCUGCGUCCGCAAUUUUCGCAAAACAGGUCAGAGUCACGUUUCCAUUGGUAAUUUAAGUACACAUAUUUGCUUUCCCACUUUAAAAGCAUUGCGGAUGUUCAAUUAUAAAAAUAGUGUGGUCGAAAAUUCGUGUAUUAGGUAGCUGUAUAUAGCUAAUAUAUUAGUAUUAUAAAUUAUAAAUUAUAACAUUCAGGUACGUGAACGUUUUGAAAACGAGAGAACCGCCUGUAAACGUUUUCGGAAAACACUUUUGUAUCCGUUAAUACGAACAAUCAAAUAUAAUUGUUUUUUUUUUUUUUUUUUGUUUUUCCUUGGAUAAUUUUAAUUAUUUCGCGAUUUUGCGAGAUUUUGUGUUGUUGCAAAGUUGAAGUUUAUGGGUAAUAAGUACGCUCAAACAACAGCAGUGGACGUCGCGGUAGUUAACUGACAUUAAUACGAACGAAAUUCAUGUCCAGCUAUAAAUAGUUUUCGGCGGUAUUUACAGAUAAGACACACCGACAAAACUGGCCAACACGCAAAUACAAUACAAGUACAAUAUAACCGAACAUACUGUUAUUGUGCAGAAUAGUAUCUAACGAUAGCAAUCGUGUGGACAACACUCGGAACGGUGAACGAAUAACCGCGGACGCGAUUCGGUUGCCGCGGCGUAUAUUUUCCGUUGUAGAGACGCGAUUCGUAUGCGGCCGUCGAGACACGAGGCGUGGCGUUCGGUUUUCGGUUAGCUGUUCGUGGCUAAACGCGUUAGCGUUAUUGCUUUCGGGUUUCGUCCCGUAAACGUCAAUUGUGUCCGAAUUUUUUUUUUUUUUUUUUCCCCGGAUAACGCAAUAUACAGCCCGGAAAGGCCGAAAACGAACGCGAUUUAAUAAGGAAACAGUGCAACGUUGUUUAUCGCUCGGUCGUCGACAAUACAUUUUCAUUAUCGCGAUCUAUAAAUUCGCACGGGCAAAAAAUAUAUCUAUUCGUAUUUGUAUACAAUAUUAUUUGACAGUGCGAUCGUCUCGCAGAAAAAUCACUAUCCCGUCGUCAUUGUAUCCAGCUACCUUCACAUAUUUACACAAGUAUAAUAUUAUAUACUAUCUUUUUAAACGUUUUUGAUGAAUGCGAUAAAAUUGACUUUUCCUCCUUCUCGAUACACAUACAGAGGGAUUCUUUUUACCAUGAACCGUCAUUUUUCUCGGAGGAUUUUAAGUAGGGCUUCCGGUUUAGUACGUGUAUUCGCGUACAUGUGUUGUACAUGUAAUCAGUACGUUAAAUAAUUAAAUUUACAAGAAUAUACAAGAAUGUAUACGUGUAUUUAAUCACACAAGUUCUUGAAGUUUAAAUUUAUCGUUUAUGUAUUAUGACCGUUUAAAGUUUAGAUCGGGGGAAAGGGAAGGGUAAUAAAUUGCAUAUUUAUUUUUAAAUAAUAAAUUGAUAAUUCUUCCCUAUGCCUCCUAUGAUCUAAACUUUAAACUGUUAUAACUCGUGUAUAAUAAAUCUGAUAUUAGUGUUAUGCAUAUCAAAAUUUCUAAAAAAAUAUACACUAUUUUAAUCUGUGUUUAAAAAAUAAAGGGGAGAGGGGUCCUAUUUGAAAACAAAAAGUACAUAAUUGUUUAAAGUAUAUGAAGAAGGGGUAAAAAUAUUAAAAUUUAAACCCAUUUCACGAUAGUUUUUUUUUUUUUUUUACCUUUUACAGUCCGUGUAGGACCUUCGCCGUUUCAACCACUCCUCUUCAUUUAUCUCUGUUUUCGUUGUCUUCAAUUCUCGUUCCUUGUGAUAUUCCAGUAAUAUCUAUUUUCACCCCUAUCUUUCCAUCUUUAUCUCUGUCGACCCCUAGGCCUUCUUCCGUUCAGUUUCUUAAUUUCCCAGUUAACGAAAACUUUUUUAUUUCUAUUUUAUUUUUUUGUAUCGGAAAUUUGAUUAUUCAAUUUUAAAUAGGUAUUAUUUAUACGUUUGAAGACAAAUUGAAUUUUUAUUUGUUAAAAAACAAUAUUUAAGUUUUCAAUUUUUACAGCGGUGUUAUAAUAUAUUUUGUUAAAAAACUGUAUACAGUUUUUAUAGAAAAUGGCAUUUGAUUGUCAUAAAAACUAUUUAAAAAUCGGUAUCGCUGCACGUAUCUGCGAACCCUUUCGUCGGAUCAACAUCGCUCAGAGUUUUUUUCUUUUUAUUGACGACAAUCACAAUUUUACGAAAUGUUAGACCCACCAAUAAUAUAGUAAUGACAGUGUGUGCGUAUCAAACAUACAUUUGUAAAGAUACAUGGUAGACCUGGAAAAUGGCUACGUGAAAUCAACAUAAUCAAUCGCGUAUUUUAACCUAAAUCAUUAUUUUGCUAUUGAUUUGUAUUAUCGUCUGUACAUGACUCGUCGGAUAUUCGAGAUGAUAGUAACAAUGAUAUUAUUAUCUGUUAUCAAUAAAUCUUGCAGUUAAAAAACGAUAAUGUGGUGGCAGUGGUAUACCUACUUCCUUUAUGCGGAUUGGUAUUCGAACGUCAUCCGGGCAUUACUAUAAUAUUGUUCAAGGUUAGAAUGUCUCUUCGAUUUUUCAUGAUCGAUACGAAAGAGUUGUGUACACAGUUUGCUAAAUGACUAUAAUAUUAUAGGUACGGGUGAAUUUGAAAAACUUGGGGGAUACAGGAUUUUUUUGUGUACGAUUCAAUUUAUUUUUAUUUUUAUAUGAUAAUAACGAAAAGGAUAAAAAAAAUCGGAUUGUAAAAAAAAAAAAACGAUAAAAAAAAUAAAUCGAGAAGAUAAUUUAUAAUAACAAGUGGCCAAAAAAAAAAAUUAAAUUCGGUAAGAUGAACGCGCUCUAGUGAUGGCGCCCGGUCACAUAUCGCGCCAGUCGCUCUUGCAAAAGAUGAUAUUGUUACAAAAUUUCAACGGAAGAUGGCAGGACAGUGUUUUCGCGGUUUUUUAUAUUAUAAUUAUCGAUAAAUCGGAAUAUUGUUCGCAAAUAUUUUAUCGGUUUAUUCUUAAUAAUAAGUCAGUUUAUAAACGGGAGUUACGGAAGAAUAUAAUGAACAAACUCUUAAAGAGAUAAUUUAUACAUGUCAGUAAAGAAUAAUGUGUAUUCAACUAUAUAAGAUUCCAAAAAAAAAUUAAGAAUAACGUAUAACGGGGUGACUUUGAUAAUAGGGGAUGAGAUUUAUUUUUAUUGGAAUUAUUGAUUUUUGUGUGGCUACACUGUUUGUAUAUGAACGUUUACGUUUUUCUUGACAGAUGACGUUUAAGAGAUGAUAAUAUUUCUCAUCGAUACAAUCGCAUUUUCUUUGUUGAUCUGUCCAUUGUGUAAAGUUUUGAACACGUCCGUGGUUUUUUACAUAAUAUUUUGUGUCUACGUAAAAAUAUCGCCGAAAAGUAAGUCGUACGGUACAUAAUAUUUAUUUUUUUUAACAUUGUUUAAUUAAUACGCAUAAAAGCAGUGGCGGACGUAGAGUGUAGAUACAGCACACCGUAACACCCACCGAAAUUUCUUUCCGGACUAUUUAAGUAUAACGCACAUCUACUCGGUCGUCCUGUCAAUAGUGUAAUUGAAAUUGUAUUCUCGAAGUAAGAUAUUUGUUAUAAUUUUACUUUGAAUUCAUAUUAUACCAUAAUAAUGAUAAUAAUGGUUUUACAGUAUCAUUAGUUUCGUUUUAGAUCAAUUUUUUUGGUGAAUCACAAAUAAAACACAAGUUCCCACAAACGAUCCUGACAAACGGCACCACUGAACCAGUUGGCAGUAAUCUAUUUACAUUUUAUUUUGAUAUUCUUUUUAUGUACUUUCUAUACGUACAUUCAGUAUUUACUAUAAUUACAAUCAUCAUGGGAUUAUCUGUUCCAGUGGUUCUCAAUCUGUUGUGGUUCGUGUCAAAUUUACCUCCAAUAACCAUUACGUCACAAUACCAUUAAAAUAUGCAAUGAAAUGAUAGGUUGUAAACAAUUAAAACUGUAGAUUUUAUAAAAAAAAAAAUAAUAAUAAUACUAAUAAUGGUUUCAUUGUAAAUUAUAAUUAAUUAAUUACAAUACACAGGAAAAUAAUAAACAAUUUUACUAAUUAUAAAUAGUUUAAAGAUAAGAAUUUCGUGAUUUGGCUACUUAGGAUACACAAUUCUCAUUAGCAGCGGCAUUGUUGAACAAUGAAGUUAGAUUAGGUUGGUGGGGAAGGAUAAUGAUAUUGUUUCGACGAUGGUGGUGAUUGCAUAACGGAGACUGCAAUAAUACGAUUUAAUUCGAAAAAAAUAGAAUUCUCUUAUUUUUUUUUUUAUCUUUUUAUCGAUAAUUCAUAUCACCUGUACACUGGGCCCAUGUCACCCCGGUUUAGAACCACUGAUCUAUUCUUUGUAUACAGGAAACACAACCCAUACCUACUUAAAUGUUUUCAUAACCCUAGUCAAUAAAUUUAAUUUAACUUAUUUUAAUUAUACGAUUGGAUCACUAAAAUACAACUUUGUUUUGCCUGGUAUUUCUUACCUCCCAGUAACAUUUUAAAACCACUGUACAUUAGCUGCCAUACACAAAAAUAUUUUUAUAUACAACACUAUUUACAGGUAACAAGUUUGAAUAUUCAUUAAUAUUUUUUUAAAAAAAAUCACCUAAUUGAAUGUAGAAAAUAUUUAGUAGCAAUGUUUAUUUUGGAGAGGGAUCAUAAAUAAUAACCGGAUGACUUUGAUGUCAAUUAAAAGUAUUUUUUUUUUUGUUUUGUUUUUUUAGUGGGUUGUAAAUAAAAAUAAACAAUUGGGUGCAAACCUUAUGACAAUUAUACUAAUUCUACACUAGACUACGGUUUGUCAACUCUAGUAGUUGGUAAUUAUCAAUUUGAACCGCUAGUAAAUGGUUUAAUAUAACCUUAAGGUACACUGCAUAGUUUUUUCACUGGUGAUCAAUAAACUAAAAGAACUAGAGGCCAUGAUAACUUUAAUUUUUUUGUGUAAAUUAUGUAAUUAUUCUUUACUUUACAUUUAGCAACUGAUGUGAUAUAAUAGGUAGGUAACUUUUUCAUACCUACCUAUAUGUUAAUGUUAUCUACAUAAUGUUCCCAAUUUAUUAUAAUAGUUAUAAAGUUAAUGUUAUAUAGUUAAUAUUAAUUUGAAUUAUUCAAAGUAGUUACCAAACAUUCUUUGUUAAAAACAAUUCUAUCAAAUAUUAAAUGUUAACCAAAUAAUGUAGUAUAUCAAAGAGACUGUUUAUUUUCAUACAUACUUACUUUCUUUUUAAAUUUGAUGUACUCUUGUUAUUCUUUUCAAAUUGUCUAAUAAAGCUAUAAAUGUUACUUAUUUAAAGUCCUUUCAAAGUCACCUCGUUUAACAUUAUACAUUUUAAACAAUUUUUAAACUAAUGGACCAAAUUGUAUGCUAGUCAAGAACAAUAGGUUUCUAUGCAAUGUCAUCAAUUUGAUACACAAAAAAUAGAGGGAUAAAAGUAACUCCACAUGUGGUGUAAGAUUAAUAGGAACAUUAAAAAUAUAAUAUUUCAAAAACUAAAUGAUAUUUUUGAAAUAUUACCAUACCUAUAAUUUAAGACAAUAUUAAACUUAAAGUAAGGACAGUUAAAAAAAAAAAGGAAAAUACUUAUAAACUUAAAACCUUCAAAUAUGUUAAUAAUAUGCACUAGAAAUACUAAUCAUUUAAAAUUUUUAAAAAACCUACCCAAAUAUUACCUAUUUAAUUUAAUAGAAUGUCAUACCAUAACCAAAAAUAGUUUUGCUAUAAUGAAACUAUUACAUUCACUUAACUAGACAUUGGGAAAUUGUAUUAAAUAAUUUAUGAAAUUGGUUGAUUUAUACAUAAAAUAUAUUUAACUCCUUUUUUUUUAGAUUCUGAGUGUGUGGUGAAGAAUGUAUUGGUUUUAAAAAGUUAAAAGUUUUUUUUUUUUUUAUACUGUGUACAAAANAAGAGAAUGUUCAAAUGGUACUUUUGACAGAUAAUUUUUUGAUUGAAGCGGUUUUCAAAAUAUUUUGGAAAAAACAGAAUAAAACGUUAGAAAAACAAUAAAUUUACUUUUAAAAUACUUUUAUUAUAUUUCAAUUGUUAUAAUUCAGUUAAAAAUAUUCAUGGAGACUUGAAAUUUGGACUUAUAUUUAAAAACUUAUAUUUGCCUUUUUUAGACAUGGUAAAAAAACCAAUCUAAAUAUGCACAAAUAAUUACCAACAUAAAAUUAAAUAUUUUCUUUUUGUUGAUAUACAAACAGUAUAAGAUAUUUUAGCUCUAAUGAUGUAAGACCCAAAAGCAUUUUAACGGCACGCAACUGACAUUGGUCAGACGAAAAUAUGCUCCGAAUCUAAAAGGUCGAAAAGAACUAUAAUUGUGACGCGCAAACGAAUACCCCGAUAUAAAAGGAGCAAAAUAGCCCAGCAAAAACCGGUGUGGGUUACUAAUAUUCGUAUGUGAAAUAGGAAUUAAUAUAUUUUAAAACCUUAAUUGUGAUUUCCCCGGCCCCUUCAAUUAUUGCUGUAUUCUAAUCCACCCUCUUCAAUGUUAUUAUUAAUUAUUUAGCGUCUAUACGGACGUCAUAAAACGAAACGAUAAAAAAAUGUAAUGUCUCUGUAAAUAUUAUAGCCGAUAGCCGAACGAUUACAACACAAUCGUACGUAUUAUCGUCUGCAUUAUUUUUUUCUGUUUUUUUUUUUUUUUUUUUUUUGUUAUUUACAAACAUUUACCGUGGAUAUUCUGUUCAUUCUUUCAGACGGUAUUAUAGACGCACUCGUAAAAUCGGGAACAGUAAUUCAAUAAUUAAAAAAAAAAAAAAUUUAAAAAAAUUAUCGUUGCGUUAUUACAAUUGUUGUCAUUUCGAGAUAAGAGAAAACUUAAAAAGAACUAUCAACAGUGUUUAAGGCGCGCAAACAUCGCGCGUGACAAUCGAAAACCCCGAGCUGAGUAUAUAUCGAUUUCGAAUAUUGAAUAACACGCUAGGUUACGCGAAUGCGUACAGGUACGUCACUCGUAAGCACGCUGUUUUCGCCUCAUGUAAAUAACCGAUAACGCGAGCGUUCGCGACACCACGUUGGGCGAUCAAAAAGCUUCUUAAAUCUGAAUACUGUGUAGAACGGUACCGUUAAACGUUUCCGAUAAUAUUCUUACGAUUAUAUUAUUAUUACCAAGUUGUUAAUCGCGUGUUGUUCAAAUAUCCCGACUCGAGUGCGUGUGGUGUCUGCACCACUCGUAUACACAAUAAUAUAAUAUUACGAUGAUUUUAUCGAUAGGAAAUAAUAUAUAGGUAAUUACUAAAACAAAAACAAAACAAAAAAAAAAAAAAAAUACGCGCCUAUAAACGAUGUCACGAUAGUACAACGACAGGAUGUUAAGUACAUUCGAUUUCAAUUCGUCUGCGCAGUUCGAAACAUACCGUCACGGUUGUCGUCGUCGUUCUCCCUAAUACUACAGCGAAUACAAUAUACAAUACUAUAGUAGUAGUACAGAGGGUUCGUGGAUUUUAAAUACCAUACAGACCUCGGCAAUUAAAACGAAUCUUACGUGUCUAGUAAUUAAUAAAAAAAAAAUUUUACACCGACGACGAAAAAAUCUGACGGUACGCCGGUAUUUUCGAGUCCUGUAUAGGUACCGUUGAAUAUUUGUUUUGUUUUAUUUUAUUCAUUUUUAUGUUUUUUAUUUUUUUUAGUAUAAAUAUUGUCUUCUUGAAAGUGUGCGGCCGUUUAACGAAUAUAAUGACGAAUAACGACAAAGUUCUACCGCGGUACGCUGGGUAAUAUACAAUAAACAUUUUGUUGAUUUAUAAUAAUAUUAAUAUUAUAUCCGUGGAAAGAACGCAGAAACAGUCGCGAAAUUUCGAAAAUACCUGUGUAACAGUUAUCAAUACUACCUACUGUAUUCCUGUUAUUUUCUCUGUAGGUAUGUGAAUAUUUUCGAAAUCUAUAGGUUUUCAUCGGACUAGUCUCGCGUUGUACCUAAACUAAACAAAUCUCGUUGAUUUUCCAAAUUCCUCGCAUAUUACACUAUCUAUUGUGUUUCGAUAAAAAUAAAUUAUAACGAUAUCAUCAUUGUUAUAUUGGCCCAUAUUUAUAAUAUUGCAAUUAAAAUUACUAAGGAAUUCAAAAAAAAAAACAACCUCUUCAAUCCAGCAACUAGGUACACAGUUCUAUAAUAUUUAAUAAGGCUCUCUUGUCGUUUAUGGUUUGAAGUUUUCUAGUGGAAAAAUACCAAUUCCUAUAUUAUGAAAAUCCGGAAUCUACGAAUCUUUCGCUAAUGGCCUUUUUUUUUUUACUUUUUUAUAAUUUCCGAAUAUAAAUGGUCGUGCACUCCCCCGCACAGCGCCCGCCCGGCACUUGACCCAUAGUUUGGUUAAUCUACAAUGGUUUGCCGCGGGCAUUAGACGUUCUAGUUACGCCACUGUGGUUACCUCGUACGAAACCCUUCAACUCGUAUUACGUGUAUAGUCGAUAUAUUGAAGACGUGUUCACUCAAUACGCGAAUUCGUGCGCCAUUACUACAAUAAUCACACACAUAAUGACAUUUGAAUUAUAUUAUAUUGAACGCAAUUGUCAUGUUCUACGCACUGGUUAAUAUCGUCAUAACGUAAACAUAUAUUCGUCAUUCGAUCAUCCCUCGCCGGGACUUAUUUCCAUGUGUGUGCUACGGCAUCAAUGUAGUUUUACGAAAAAUCGACGAAAUUUAGAUAGGUUACUCGAGGCUCGACAGACAGAAAGUAAGUCGAUUAAGUUUUUGUGCGCGACUAAAACAAAUUUCGAAUUCGAACAAUUCAUCAUUCGGCGACUAAGCGCAUAUACGUACCUAUACGUACGACCGAUUCUCAUAUUUCUCGCACUAGGCGCUACUAGAAUAAAGCGGUGACUAAACGAAAAAAUACGAUUGUUCAGGAAAUCUGCAAUUUGAAAGUUUAAUACAAAACGGUAAUAAUUUUACGGUCCACAAAAAAAAAAAUGUCUAAAAAAAUCGGUCGCAUUUUGAUUUUCGGCCAAAUAUUGCCCUCGUGAAUAUGACCGUAUACACGGUUAACGCAAUAAAUGUUUUCGACGAAUAUACUUUGUUCCGUAUGAACGUAGAUGGCGGAACUAUAUAGAACUAUAUAAAAAAAAAAAAAAAAAACAGAACAAAAAAAGAGAAAAACAAUUACGAAUCCAUUAAUACACUGAAAACACGGCAUUCGUAUGUGUUCAGUAAUGUCGCAAACGGCAAUGUGAACAUCCAUUUUAAUAUGUCGGCUAAAGAAAGAUUUUUUUUUUUUUCAUUUCUAAUGUACAUCUAUAUUAGCUUAUUCCGAAACCGGACGAGUGUUACAGCACAAUAUUUUAACGCGCGAUUAAUCACCCCGUAUCCGUAAUAUACUAUUGUAAACUGCAGUCUAUACAUUAUAAUAUAAUAGUUGCGUAAAUUUCGAAAUUCAUUACGCGCUGAAAACGGAUCGUUUAGCAUAUCAAAAAAAAACCCACGAAUAAAAGUCGAAAUAUUUUUCUCGUUCGCAAGCGCGCAUGUGUGUGUGUGUGUGCAUGUGAACAAUAUUCAAAGGCUUUUGUAUGGAUUCCGAACAAAGCUGGCAGAGCUAUUAUGUACAGUUUUCGCAACGCAUUAUUUUUCUCGUGAAAAAACGCCGUUCGACGUGUAAACGCUACCGUUUUUUUUUUUUUUUUUUUCGGCACACUUCUCAGAUAAAUAAUAAUCGAUCGUGGAUCGCGUAAUAUGAUUUUUACGUAAAUGCAUUGACGUUUAUCGGGAUGCUGGCGCUUCGGUUCUACAGUUUUUAUUAUACAGACGGAAUUCGAAUUUUUUUUAUUAUUAUUAUUAUUAAUACCAAUAUACUAUAAUUCUUUACAGAAUCGCGUUCGAUAUGUUCUUGUGUCGAUUGAUAUUUUCGAUUCAAAAUUCUCCGGCUCUGGAAACGAAAACAAAAUUAUUCGAGUCAUAAACCAUCACGCAAGCGAAUCCGACUGUAAUUAUUUCGACUAUAUCGAUCACUGCGGGAAAUACACCCUAUAGAUAAAAUCGUCUAAAAGCUAAUCUAUAUAACGACAUGCUAAUCACUUUUAUCGUGAUGAAAUUAUCGGGUAUAUUUCUGAGCACCAUAGAGCACCACACUAUGCGGUACAUAAAUAUAUUUUCGAAAAGCAAAAUCUAUAUAAUAUACCGCGCCGUGUGGUCCGAUAAGUUCAUAAUUCCUUUUAUUGUCUUUCACUUUUUUUCCAAAACAAUUACCCAACUUGACCUUUUUCAAGAUAUAACGAUCGGAAUAUUUUCAGUUAAAUUAUGCUGGAAAUCUAAAACGCGUCUCCGCGAAUAACCUUCGUACGCGCGCAACGUUAUUAAUCAUAUCAUUACUCCGUAAUAACACUGUAAUAAUUAUGUGCCGUCCUAAUCCGAAUUAAUGUGCAAUCGGGAUCGACGAAUAACUAAUCACAUACCUACUAGAUUACAGUAUGAUACAAAAUAAAUAUCGUUGAACAAUUAAAAACUCGUUCUAGGCUCUCGGCCUUAUAUAGGUGUCCGAAUCUAGAUUGACCGAGGUGACAAGUAAACAAAACGAAAAUUGCGAAAUAUUCGCGGUUUUAUGUAGAUUAGUGUCUACGAACGGUAUUAAUCUGUGAAAGGUUCGUUGAAGGUACCUAAAAUGUACCCGGCGUUCCCGCAGCUAAAUUAUUCGAGAGUAGGUUAAAACAACAUUUAUUACGUUAAACCGUAAGAAAUAAUUUAUACGGCCGGUGCAGAUGCUGAAAUUGUUUAAAGAGGAAAACCAGAUUAACCGUUGUGUGUUUGUCAAUGCGCACACUGGUGAUUUAAUAAUAAUAAAAAUAAUAGUAUUAGUAUUAUAGGUGGUAGAAUUAUUGACUUCGAGUAUCGGCCAAGUGUGUUUUUGACUGGUAAAAUAAUUAUUACAAAAUCAACGCGAACCGUUCGAUUUCCAAAACACUGAUUUCGAAGAGAUUGAUGUUGCUAUAAAUUCGUUGCAAUACCCGAGAGAAAAUAUCCCUCAAGAUCGAUAUUAUAUCUAUGAAAUAUCAAUUAUAAAAAACUGUCCUAGUAUAAUGUGAAUGGGUGCAGCCACUGAUGUUUUUGGAAAUCAGGAAAGAUAGGAUAUUGACAACAAUGUAAUGUGUAUCUGUACGCAACGAUUAACCGCUACUAAAGAACAAAACGAUUCAGAGCGGAGUUCGGUUAAUAGUGAUGCAUUGUCAACAAUCUGUAUGCCAUAUUGUGGUAAAAUAAUUAAAUAGGCAUUAUAUAUUUUCAUUGAUAAUAUUUGUUUAAUACUGCACCACCUAUUUUCCCGGUUUUCCUGCGUUUUUCCCGGCUUUUCACAUUUGCUGCGAAAAUUCUUGGGAAAAUCGAUAAAUAACCUCUUUAAGUUACCAUGGAGAUAAAAUUUUCUUUUUAGAAAUAAGCAACACUUGAAAUAUCGGAGCAAGAUUUUUGGUAGAAAAGUUUGCAUAACAAAUCAAUAGGUAUUUUACGAUUAAAAUAGUCCGAGCGAGCGAUUGCUUGGGUGCAUUUUUUUUUCCUUGUUUAGGUAAAAGGGAUUCAAAAUGCAAAAAUUUAUCCAACGUUUUUAUCUAAACGCGGGUUCAAACUCGCGAACCAAAGAUGAAAAUAGGUAUGUAUAACUGUGGUCUUAAAUACUGUGAAUAACUGUAAAUGUGUGUCCCGAGUUUUAAACGUGUUUUUACCUUUAAUUGUAGUAAUAAAAAAUUAUUUGGAAUUUCAAUCCAAAUAAAUCUAUAUAUUCUAAAUAUAUCAAUAUAAAUUAAUAACAACUUCUUCGUUUUCAAUAUUAUACAAAUAUACCAUACACAUUAACCAUAGUUUGACGAUUAUAAAUAUUAACCAAGAUGUAUCUUUAAUCAUGAAUAUAACAAAUAUACCUUGUGUCUAUAAAGUAUAAACUAUGUAAGUAAUCUCGAAUUUGUGACAACUGCUUAUUAUAGUUAUUAUUGUUCUGGCGUAUAUUCGUGUAACUAUUGGUAAAAUAUUUUGGACUUUCACUAACAUUUAUUUUGUACAUUUUUAGUCCAAACGUCAUAUAAAUAAUAUAAAUGUGUAAGGUAAGAGAUGCAUAAAAGGAGGGAUAAUUUCGGGUGUUACAACCCCCCCCCUUUUUUUUUUUGCUAUCAAAACUUAUCGACAACUAUAAUUGAACUAAGAAGUGUGUCCCCUGAAAUCAAAUGUAUUUUAGGCCCUGGUAUAACCAUUCAGCUACGACAAUCAUGCUUUAAAAAAGACAAUAUUUAAUUAUUUAACAUAACAUACAAUGUCCAUAUAAUAUCAAAACUUUAAAAAGCUAUAGUUUCAAAACUUAGUCAGUCCACUAAAUUCUGACUUCACCAACGUUUUUAAAUAAUGUAUUUAAAAAAAAAAAAAAGUGAAAAACUAGAUUUGUUCCAUAUACAUUUUUAUUCAUUUUUAUUAACGAUUUUCUUCAAAAUUAGAUAUUAAAAUUCCUUUAUAAAUAAAAAUACUACAUUAAACUUAAAAUUUCUUUUUUUUGACCACAAAGUAAUACUCUCAAUGAACCUCCUGUUAGAUUUUCAAGCAAUUUUUUUGAGUCUAACAAUUUUACUACAGAGUACCUACCGAAAACCUACAAGACUCGAAAAAUUAAAAUGUCUAUAAAUAGCUCACAAUGGCUUAAAUUCUAUGAAAAUUUUACCAUGUCUAAAAAAGGCAAAUAUAAGUUUUUAAAUAUAAGUCCAAAUUUCAAGUCUCCAUGAAUAUUUUUAACUGAAUUAUAACAAUUGAAAUAUAAUAAAAGUAUUUUAAAAAUNUUACAUCAUUAGAGCUAAAAUAUCUUAUACUGUUUGUAUAUCAACAAAAAGAAAAUAUUUAAUUUUAUGUUGGUAAUUAUUUGUGCAUAUUUAGAUUGGUUUUUUUACCAUGUCUAAAAAAGGCAAAUAUAAGUUUUUAAAUAUAAGUCCAAAUUUCAAGUCUCCAUGAAUAUUUUUAACUGAAUUAUAACAAUUGAAAUAUAAUAAAAGUAUUUUAAAAGUAAAUUUCUUGUUUUUCUAACGUUUUAUUCUGUUUUUUCCAAAAUAUUUUGAAAACCGCUUGGAAAAUCAAAAAAUUAUCUGUCAAAAGUACCAUUUGAACAUUCUCUUUCAGAAAUAAGCCAUGCGUAUAUAUCUGAGCAAGAUUUAUGGUAGAAUUUUUGUACACAGUAUAAAAAAAAAAAAACAUUUUAGUAAAACCAAUACAUUCUUCACUACACACUCAGAAUCUAAAAAAAAGGAGUUAAAUAUAUUUUAUGUAUAAAUCAACCAAUUUCAUAAAUUAUUUAAUACAAUUUCCCAAUGUCUAGUUAAGUGAAUGUAAUAGUUUCAUUAUAGCAAAACUAUUUUUGGUUAUGGUAUGACAUUCUAUUAAAUUAAAUAGGUAAUAUUUGGGUAGGUUUUUUAAAAAUUUUAAAUGAUUAGUAUUUCUAGUGCAUAUUAUUAACAUAUUUUAAGAUUUUAAAUUUAUAGGUAUUUUACGUACAGAUUACGUAAUUAGUUGUCUUUUAUUUCAACGUGUACAAGUAUUUUUCUUGGCUACAUGAAUAUUACUAUAAUAUUACGUAGACAUGUAUCGUGGUAACAAAUCGUCAUUUUUAUUGAAGGAUUUGAUUAAAAAAAUUAACAAACUGUGUAUGAUAUCGUGUCAGUUUUCCGGGGAUCUCGCUCAUUAGACGAGUACUUUAUGAGUUAAGUCACAACGUAUAAAAAUAAAAUAUAGUUUAUCCAGCACCACCAGACUCGAAACGUGCAGUCAUACUUACAUUUAGAAAAAACACCUACUUUACUAUAUGCACAUUGGAACACGAGUAUUCCUACAUUAAAAUAACCAAUUUUAAAUUCCUAAUGCCUUUUUUUGUAUUUGUGAUAAUGGUAAUAUUAGUACAUUUUUAAUUUAAUUCUUUUUUUUUUUUUGGUGAUCAGACGUUUGGCCGCCGAAGAAGAAGACGAGCUUUCGGAAGUGCAGCCGGACGCUGUACCACAGGAAGUUCGCGAAUGGCUUGCUUCGACUUUCACCAGGCAAAUGGCAUGCACUAGACGCAGAGGCGAGGACAAGCCGAAAUUUAAAUCUGUCGCACACGCUAUUCGGGCCGGAAUAUUUGUCGAUCGCAUGUACCGCAAAGUGGUUAGCACGCCAUUGAUGUUGUUCCCAACUGACGUAGUGAAAACAUUGAAGGUAAGAAUUUUUGUUUUUUUUUUUUUUUGGUCACACUUCAGGUUCCGGACAAAUUAUGUAGCCUCUGGAUGGUGGAACUUAAAUAUAAUUAUUUGUUCCGGCAAAUUGGUUAAUUUAGCCGCUAUAUAGUAAAUAGUAAUAUUCAUUAUCUAAUAAUAGUUAAAACAAUAUUAAACACUGACAACAUAUUAUUAGGAAAUAAUUAUAUAUUUAUAUUAUUAAUUUUACAUUGCCAUAGUAGCCUAGCUAAUGAACAGUGUUUGGAAAAAACGCGUUCAAUCAAGGGACAAUUGAACGCGUUCGAUUAUCACACGAAAGCGAACGACUUUUUUCAUUCAUUUAACGUUCAUUUAAUAAAAAAAUCAUAGUAAUAAAUAUUACUAUCAAUGAUACCUAUACGGUCAUACUCUAUUCCAAAUUUAUAAAUAACUAAUAAGUAAUAAGUUUGGAGAAACUAUUCAUAAAUAGUUAUACUGCCCUCCAAAUGGAACAACUUUUUUUGUAUUCAGUUUUUAUUAUUUUUAUUAUUGCAUUAUUUUUACUUUUUUUUUCAUUUUUAAGGAAGUCACUAUUUUAGUGAACAUUUCAAACACUGCUAAUAAACAUAUUAGACAUUAGUUAAGAAAUUACAAUUUAAAAUAAAAACUAUUGCAAGUGGGUGGUCGGGAAAGUUCAAUACAUUCAGUUUAUACAGGUUAUGAUAAAUCAAUGCAAAAGAAAAAACAAUAUUCUGAUUGGAAUAGUGUUAUUCGUGUUUUUAUAACCUUGUUGCCAAGGUAACCCAGAGAUCAACAAAACCAAAAAAUAAAAACCGAACCUAAAUAGAUUGCUUUCAAUAAAUGUUUCAAAAAAGUUUCACCGGCAAAAAUGUUACAUAUUUUGAAGUACUGCGGAAAAGAAUGUAAUAUUUUCCUAACCAAAAAAGUAUUUAAAAAAAAAAAGUAUUAAAUCGAAGCAUUUUUACCAACCAAAAAAGUGUUUUUUAUGAAUAAAAAUAGCAUUAUAAAACUAAUAGCUUCUUCGUUUUAUAAUCGGAAUCUAAAAUUGGAAAAAUCUUAAAAAUAGGGUCUGUCCUGAAACAAUGGAUUCGUUUAAAAAAUGUCAACCGUCUUGUAGUCAGGGUAUAAUUAAUUUUGAAAGUUAUCCAUGUCCCUAUAAAUGUAACAACGUCAAUUGUGUCCCUAUAUUGUAAGAGAUAAAACCAAUUUAACUGUUGUUUGUUCACAUGACACGAUAUUGGGCAAGAGGGGGUGAUUUUUUCAAACAAACCCUUUCUUUUAUAAAGUAUUUGGUAACGGGUUUUCCGAUUGCCCGACUCGGCGCAUAUCAACAGACUUCAGACCCGAGUCUUUUAAAUUGCUUGCACCACACCGUUGCGUUUCGAUCAUCGAAUUCCGAGCUGAAAACAGCCAAGCAUAGAUUUACUGUGGAAUCGUUCGUUCGACAAAGACGAAUGAUAGUCGUGGUCGAGCGCGUUAAAAUAUUGUCGUCAGCCGAAACGUCAACCGAUCACUGUCAAUAAUGUGUAUACUGUAUAAAUAAAACAAGUAAUAAGAUGAUACUGAAUAUACUUACUUAUUAUAAUAUACUGUUUUAUUCAUGCCCGUCAUUAUAAUAUUUUAGGUUAACGUCAAAAUAAUAUCAGUGUCAAAUCCUAAUUAUAAUGAUAUGACGUGAUACCCACAUUUAUUUUACUGUCUCAGUGCAACUAACCGUAACGUAUAGCGAAAUAACGUAACUUUCUUGAGACGUUUUGAUAAAAUUUAAAAAAAGUGUAUAAUAUUUUCAAGGGCGUCUGAACCACAUUACUUUUUUACAAAAAAUAUUUCCAAACAAAAAAACGAAAACUUCUAUAGCUAAAACUUUCUUAUCCUCAAAAAUAUAUCAGCCUCUUUAAAUUCUAAGUUUUACUAAGUAAUUUUUACCAAUCUUUACCGUUAGUCUGACUAAGCCAGUAAAUCUCAGAUAUCGUGUCUUCGUGAGACCACCGGAUGCUAUAAUGGAUAUUCAUCAAAUGAUGCGCUUGCACGAUUAAAAUAGGUACCUAGUUAUAAUCACAUUGUUAUUAUCACAUUAUACUCGUAUACACUGUACACUAACCGCAUAUUCUAAACGGUCUCAAUUAUUAUGCGCGGGAAUUCACUAUUAUUAAAAUAUGAUGACGGUAAUACCUAAGUAAAACCCUGAAACGUUUAAAAGGUCACGUCUAGUCUGUUUUAAAACCGUAUUGCCGGUGUUAGGGCUGGACUGUUUAACAUCUGUGCAGCUGCCGUAAAAUUAAUCCAAGCUCUUCACACUACAGGGCGUCGUACCCGAGGAAUCGUUAUAAUAAUAUUUAUACGGAAAAUGAGCGCGCAUAAUGUUAAUAUAAUUUAUGUUGUUAUUAUAAUUACUAACACUCACCGUGCUAUUAUUAUAAUUUCCGCUAUUGUAUUAGGAAAUUAGAAGAGAAGCUGUAUAGAGUAACUCAAUUUAAUGUGUGAGCAAGGAUUUAACCGUUUUGAACAGAGUAUUUUAAUUCGUAUUUCAGUAUUUUCAUAAUAAGACGGCAUACGUUUAGCUAAUUAUUAUGCUUAUACGGGAGAAUCUAUACCUACAUUUUUUUUUAUUGGUGUUCGAUCAUGCACUAACAUUUAAUCUAACACUUUAAUAUUAUUACAAUGUUAUUUCACUUCAAUUUCACAUUGAAAAGACGUCAAAUGAGAUUUUGUCGUCUCUAUAAAAAUAACGGGAAACAUAGCGAAAUUCCAUCAUUUAAAAUUAAAAAUGUGGCGUUUACGUUACAAUCAAAUUUUAAACCAUACUUAAAGAGGAUAGUACUUUUGAAAAAACCACGAUUCUUUUUUUUAUGUUGCUAAACAAAAAUGCAUCAUAUAUUUCUUUUUGUGAAGAAAGCAUAUAUGAACAUGACUGUUGCUCUUUUAUUCAAAAAUACACUCGUAUUUUAGAAACGAAAGAAACAAAAUGUUGCCCUCGAAAAUAUUAGUCUCUUUAAAUUUGUUCAUCAGUAUUUAGGCUUAAAUUUAAAUUCAACACCUACAAUUCUAUUUUCAAUAGUUUUGCUAUGUUACUCGUUAAUUAGAUUGAGACCAAACAAUUUGAGUAUCACGACCUCUGAAAAUAAUAAUAUGAUAUGUAAAUUAUAGGUAUUGGUAAUUUCCACGUAGUAAAUACUAAUGCAAAAUUAUCACUAAAUAUAAUUAUUUUACAAAAAAUGAUUAACUGUAAUUCAUUAUGUAAGUUUUAAUUUGUUUGUUUUUUCCCAGAAACUGAACGAAUGGUCUUUCGACGUCUACCAGUUACAUAAUUACGGAAAUGGACAACCGAUCAAAUACUUGGGAUACGAUUUACUCAAUCGUUACGGUAUUUUCCAGAAAUUUAAGGUAAGUCAUAUAUUAUUAUAAUACAUCAAGUCAAAAUUAAGUUUUGUACGCUCGUAUAGGUACUUAUAAUUAGUUGAAUUUUCUUUUCCCCUUUCGAUUUGUUAUUAUAACUAAGCUUCAUAAAUGGUAUACUUUUAUUUGGACGAAAUUUCCUAUUAUAUUUUAUUAUGUUCAUAAAAUUGAAAAUGAAUAAAUUUCAAAUUAAUAAUAUCUUUUAGAAAUUGAAUACGUACCUAUUUUAAAAAAUAGUAAUAAUUUAAAUAUUUUAUUAAUUUAUAUUGUUUUUGUUAUUAUAGGUUCCGUCAGUCAUAAUGGAGAACUUUUUGUCCAGAAUCGAAGAAGGCUAUUCGAGACAUAAGAAUCCUUACCAUAAUAAUUUGCACGGUGCCGAUGUUGCACAAACUGUGCACUACAUGCUCUGUCAAACUGGAUUAAUGGUACCCAUAAUAUUUUAUUUUAUAUUAUACAACAUAAAUGUGACUCACUUGAAAUAUUUCAUUCUGUUUUCUGUCGUAGAACUGGCUGUCUGAUCUAGAAAUAUUUGCAAUGUUGAUAGCUGCAAUUACACACGACUUCGAGCACACCGGAACAACAAACAAUUUCCAUGUGAUGUCUGGAACUGAAAUUGCUUUAUUAUACAAUGAUAGAGCUGUGCUUGAAAACUACCACAUUAGUUCCACUUUUAGGUUUGCUAACACUGCCAUAACAUGUGCACAGGACUUAAUAGUCUGAAUAAAUGGCUCAACACAUUAUUAAAAUUUUUAAUAAUAAUAAAUUACUCUUCUUUUUCUCCUUUGCCUUCGUUCAAACUAUUUGGGGUCAGCCACCAUUAUCCUAAACUUCAACUUAUUCCUGAUCUUUCACAUCAACCUCACAUAAUCUUGUUCUCAUAUCAUUCUCAAUUGCAUCCAACUACCUUUUUUACAGUCUUUUUCUUCCUCUCUGUCCUCCUACGUUUAUUUUCAUUGUCAUUCUUAUUACUUCCAAUUCCUCUCUGUCCUCCUACGUUUAUUUUCAUUGUCAUUCUUAUUACUUCCAAUUCCUCUCUUCGUGAUGUGGCUAAACUAUUUCCAUUAAUUUUAUCUAAUUUUAUCUACGAUCGAAACCAUAACAAAUCCACCUCUUAUAUAGUUUUCCUUAUCCUUUCGUCACUUCACUCAUCUAUCUAAAUAUUUUUAUUUCCAUUACACUCAUUUUCUAUUACGUGUUUUGUCUAACACCCAAUACUCUGAAUCAUACAACAUAAAAUAAUAUAUUUGUAACAAUAAUAUUAUCUAUUUAUCUAUGGUUUUAAAUACUCAGGAUUCUCAAGGACGAAGACUGCAACAUAUUGCAAAAUCUUACCAAGGAAGAAUAUCGCGAGUUCCGAACUCUAGUCAUUGAUAUGGUACUAGCAACCGAUAUGAGUUAUCAUUUUCAGCAGUUAAAAAUCAUGAAGGCUUUGAUAGCAUCGCCCGAACCUACGUAAUAUACCAAUUAAUAUUUGUAUAUUUUUUUUUUUUUGUAUAAUUAUUUAGUUAUAAAAAAUUAUAAUUUAUUUUGUUUUGUAAACAAUUAUAUAUAUUAUUUAUUGGGUAUCAAAAAUAUAAUAUGUAUUAAGGGGUGUCUAUGGUGUCUAUUAAUUGGGGGGAUAAUCUUACAGAAUCGACAAAUCCAAAGCCAUGUCAAUGGUGCUGCACUGUGCCGACAUUUCGCAUCCAGCCAAAGAAUGGAAUAUGCAUUACAGAUGGACAAGUCAACUACUGGAGGAGUUCUUUUUACAAGGUGAUAUGGAAAAAAAAUUGGGACUUCCAUUCAGUCCCCUGUGUGAUCGUAAUAAUACAUUGAUUGCUGAGUCUCAAAUUGGUUGGUCUUUCAUAUAAAUUUUUAUAUUCUGCUUGAUUAUAAUUAGAUAUAGAUAACAAACAAGUAACAAUGGUGUACUUUACCCUUUAGGAUUUAUUGAAUUUAUUGUCGAACCAAGCAUGGCUGUUUGUAGUGAAAUGUUGGAGCUAAUUUUGGGGCCCAUUAAUAUUGUGAAUACGUCUAAGAAUAAUGAAAAGAAAGCAGUGACCCCCGCCGAGACAAAAGAGGAUGAAUCGAGCCAGUCCGAUGUGGCAAAGGCAUGUACAGCAAUGAGCUGCAACAUUGAAGACACAAAAGAAGAGAAAGACGAUAUAGAUGUAACUGCAACAACUUCUGACACUAUUGAACCAGCUGAAAAAUCUGAGAAAGAUAAAGGUGGAAAUUUGUAAUAUCAAAUGUUAAAAUAUAAUAUCUGAAGGGAAAGGAAAUGUUAAAAAUGCUUUUUUAGUCGUACACAGAAUAGUAUAUCAAUAAUAUAAAUUAUGAAAAAUGCAAUAUUUUUGAUUAUUCUUUUAUGCAUUAAAUACUGACUUUUUAAAAAAAAAAUUAUAUUAACAACAUACAUAUUUCGUGUAUAUUUCAGAAAAGGAAAAAACUGCUGAUAAACCUGAAGACAAGUUAUUCCAAAUCAAAAAACCCUGGAUUGAAUGUUUGACUUACAAUAAAUUGAAGUGGAAGAUACAAGCGGUUAGAGGUAAGUAAUGAAUUAUUUAAUCUUAAUAUAUUUCCGUAGUUAGACGCAAGAAAGACGAGUAAAAAAAAUAUAUAUUUAAAUAUAUUACAAUAAUUAUGCAUAUUUCGUUCCAUUUUUGGAAUUUUUAUAAAUAAAUUUCUUUUUCAACUUCCAGUUUUUAUUUUUCAAUACAUUUUUUUUCACAUCAGACUUUUUUGGACCUAACCACAGAUUUAUAUAUGAUUACCAUAUUAUAAAUUAAGCUCUUUAUCAUUUUAUUUUUCAAUCCAUUGUCUCUUUCCACAUUCCAUAUGAUUCUCACAAAUUAUAAGGCAAACUACUCAUUGUUAUAAUAAAAUUUUACUUAUCUUUCUUCUUAUUCUUAAAAGUAAUUAUUCAUUUACUUUGUAAUUACAAUUGUAACUAUAUGUUUCUUACUUUAUACAUAUUAUACGAUGUGUUAAUUAUAUAAAUAUUAUAAAAAAUUUAAAACUUUAUAGAAGCUAAACUAAGAGAGUCGAAGACAAAGUACACCAUGGCAGACAUUCUAAUACCACUUCCCGGAGAAAUGGAUGAAGAAGAAUUUAUCGCAUUAUCUUUGCAGGCUGAAAAAGACGCCAAAGAAACUGCUGAAAAUGCAUCCAAAGAAACUGAUGAAAACGCAUCCAAAGAAACUGAUGAAAACGCAUCCAUAGAAACAGAUGAAAACGCAUCCAAGCAAAUUGAUGAAAAGGAAACUUCGCAAACUGAUGAGGGAACGUUGAAAACUGAUGAAAAAGAAAUAUUGCAAACUGUUGAGAAAGAAACAUUGCUUACUGAUGAGAAAGAAAUAUUGCAAACUGAUGAGAAAGAAAAAUUGCAAACUGAUGAGAAAGAAAUGUUGCAAACUGAUGAGAAAGAAAUGUUGCAAACUGAUGAGAAAAAAACAUUGAAAACUGAUGAAAAAGAAAUAUUGCAAACUGAUGAGAAAGAAACAUUGCAAACUGAUGGAAAAGCAUCUUCAUCAGUAAAAGUGGAAUAUAACGAAUAAACUCUCACUUGCUAUAUUAAUUUUUAACCCCAUUAAUGAUUUUAUGAAACGUAAUUCUUAUUUUUCUCUUUUGGCAUUUAUUUGUGUUAAUUUACAUUAUAUCUGAUUAUAAAUCAUAAUUCCAUUAAUUUUCCAUAAAUAAAAGGAA
This is a messenger RNA of Cinara cedri, 44392 nucleotides long. The record is from the annotation of a GenBank genome assembly. NCBI's taxonomy places the organism in Eukaryota, Metazoa, Arthropoda, Insecta, Hemiptera, Aphididae.